Molecule: messenger RNA, 5696 nt
Organism: Trachemys scripta elegans
Lineage: Eukaryota; Metazoa; Chordata; Testudines; Emydidae
Gene: ARHGEF40
Product: Rho guanine nucleotide exchange factor 40
Molecular function (GO): guanyl-nucleotide exchange factor activity
Source: RefSeq, a predicted model, not a curated record
GCGCUCUCUGUGCGGAUCUCCAGGCACAAGGAUGCCAUGCAGAAGCUGCUGUCAGACCCACGGCUGCUGGAGUUGCAGAGCAGCGGGGGGUCCCUGCUGGCUCAACUGCCCCCACCAGGGAGCUGCAGUGCGCAGGCCGCGAGGGCUGCCAGCUUGUAUCAGGAGGUGGACGAUGCCAUUCAUAGGCUGGUGCAGCUCAGCAAUCGGCGCCUGGGGCAGCUGGAGCAGGAGAGGGGCCGCCGGCAGAUGACACAGGCAGUGGGCUGGCUGGCUGACCAUGGGGAGCAGGCGUUGGCAGGAUUCACCCCCAUGGAGGUGGGGGAUUCGGUAUUGGCCGUGGAGGAGACGCUGGCGAAGUUUGAGGCUUUUCACACCCUCGCCAAGGAAUGGCUGGCCCGGGGGCAUGAGGCUUUGCAUCUGGUUGGUGACGGGGACCUGGCAGCUGAGAGGCAGCAGCUGGAGAGCUUCAAGCGCCGGCUGGAGAGCUGUGCGCACACCAUGCACAAUGCCCUGCGGCUGCACCGCUUCCUGCAGCAGACUCAGGACUGGGCCCUGGAGGGUGUCCGGCGCCUGUCGGCCAUUGAGGACGGCGCAAGGCCGGAGGUGGUGCUGGGGACGCUGGGCCGGUACUGCCAGCAGCAUGGCGAGAUCUCGGACAGCGCCUUCCAGGAGAUGCGUGGGCUGGCGGUGCAGAGUCCCUGGGCGCUGCGGGAGUUGGGGCGCUGUCGGGUUCGCUGCCAGGAGCUGGGGCGCCUCCUGCAGCGGCGGCUGGAGGUGGCAUUGCAGGCUGGACCCCCACCCCGCCGCCGGGCUGACAGCACCAGCGCCUCCUGCUCACCGCAGCGCCCAGUGAGGGGCCUGGGCACUGGCCUGGGCUCCUCCCGCAGCAUGAGCUGCCUGCUGCCACCGCCCGGCAGCCUCUCCCCUAGCCUGUGUGAGGUUCCCUCUUGCCACUCACUAGCGUCCCCCAGGGGCCCCAUGGAGAAUAGCGAUGAAGAACGGAGCCCCCCUCCCAGCAGCACCCCCACCUCUGCCUUCUUCCAGGCACCCACGCUGCCUCUGGGCACACUGCCCCCUUGCCAGCCUCCUGCAAAGGGUCCCCCCAGCACGCAGAGGGCACUGAGCGAGCCCGGCCCUCCCCGUCCCAGCGUCCUCAUUCGCGGGCUGGAAGUGAGCAGCCAGGAGGUAGUGGACAGGACCUGCUCGCCCCGGGAGCACGUGAUGCUGGUUCGCAGCAGCGCCCAGAGAGCCGAGGCGCCGUGGGGGGGCACGCCCAGCACUGAGCGGAAACGCCGCCUGGGCGCCCAGCAGCGGCUGGUGGCAGAGCUGAUCGCCUCGGAGCAGAAGUAUCUGGGCUGCCUGGCUGAGUUGCUGCCCCUGGAGUCGGGGUGCCAGGAGCUACCCCCCGAGCUGAAAUGCGAGUGCAGUGCCUUGGAGGGCACCCGCGACCGGCUGCUGGGCUUCCACCGCACCUACUUCCUGAAGGAGCUGCAGGGCUGCGCCAGCCACCCCCUCCGUGCAGGGGGCUGCUUCCUGCGAUAUGCGGACCAGUUCAGUCUCUAUGCCCUCUACGUGAAGAACCGGCAGAAGCUCGAUGCAGCACUGGCCUCUCAGCAAGCUGCCAACAAGACAGCACACAGCAGCCUAGAAGGUCCCUGGGAGGAUACAGCGCUGGCAAGUGCCCUGCAGAGGCCCCUGGAGCAGCUGGAGCGCUAUGGGCACUUUCUGGAGGAGCUGCUGCAGGAGACGGACCUGGAGCAGGCGCCGGAGCGCGAGGCCUUGCGGGCAGCGCAGCAGCUGCUGGAGUCCCAGGUGCAGCACGGCAGGAACCUGCUGGCCAUGGAGCAGAUCCGGGGCUGUGAGCUGGAGCUGAAGGCGCAGGGGCAGCUGCUGCACCGGGACGAGUUCACCGUGCUGCGUGGGCGCCGCAAGUGCCAUCGACACGUCUUCCUCUUCGAGCAGCUGCUGCUCUUCAGCAAGCGCAAGGGCACCGAGGGCGGCUUGGACGUCUACGUCUACAAGCAGGCCUACAAGACAGCAGAUAUGGGGCUGACGGAGAACAUCGGGGAGAGCGGGCUGCGAUUCGAGCUCUGGUUCAGGCGUCGCAAGCUGCGUGAGGCCUACACGCUGCAGGCCUCCUCACCCGAGGUGAAGCACAAAUGGACCAGUGCCGUGGCCCAGCUGCUGUGGAGGCAGGCCACGCUCAGCAAGGAACUGCGCACGCAGGAGAUGGUCUCCAUGGGCAUCGGGGACAAGCCCUUUGUCAGCAUCCAGGGCCCUAGCCAGGCCCUGCUGAGCAGCCUGCUCACAGGCAGAGCCGCCCGCACCCGUGCCUCGGUGGCUCUCUCUUCCUUCAGCCCCUGGGCUGGGGCCCCAUGCUCCCCGCCGGCUGCCACGUCAUCCCCCCGCCCUGGCCCUGCCCCCCUGGGCCUGUUCUGCGAUGCCAGCCCUGUGCCCCCUGCUGCAGGGCGCUCCCCCGGGGCCUGCUCGCUGCCAGGGCACCUGGAGGAGGAGGAGUGGGAGCUGGAUGUCAAGCACAUCCCCCGUGCGUCCGAGACAGCCGCUGGCUCAGGAGCUACUCCGGCUCUGGGGGAGCCGUCCCCCAGGGGGGCAGAGUCGCUAGGGGGUUCUGCCCCAGUGCAGCGCCGGUCGAGAGACGGCCACGCCCCCCCCAACCUGGCGACCCAGCUCUGACCCUGGCACCGAGGUACAGCGGCUGGGACACCCCCCAGGUGCCCAUCAGUCUGUGUGUCCGUCUGCCCUGCUUCAGGACACGGGCGGGGCGCCCACCCCUCCCACACUGCCUCUGUCCGUCUGUCUAGUCCCCCUCCCCCACUCUGUGUCCGUCUGCCCCCCCUGUGUCCCCAUUGUGUCUGUUCGCCCCCCACUGUCGCUGUCUGUCCGCCCCUCCCUGUGUGUCUGUCCGCCCCUCCCCCGGCACUCACCCCGUUCUCUCUCUCCCCCAGAGCUGGGUCUGGAGCCUGCACAGGAAGCUGUUUGCCUCACGUGGUCGCGUGGGGCAGGAUCGGAGCCCUGGGGCCACCAGGAAUAGGACAGUCUGAGUCCCUGGCAGACCCCUGGCACCACACCCCACAGGCUUUUCCCCAUGGAUCCUCCCCUCCCCACCCACUGCAUGGAGCCACCAGACAACCCACAGCCACUGCCCCAUGGGUCCUCCCCUCACCCUUCAUGGGACUACUAGGACCCUGUAGCUACCAUGUGGGCUGGGGGAUGGGUAUCAGUGGAGGGCGCAGCGCCCCAUGGCCUGGGUGGGGAAGGACAGUGAUGGUGUGGGCAGGAAACCCAUCUGGCCUGGGCGUCAGAGCAGCGGGGCUGGCAUGGGGCUAGAGGGGCAGUGAGAGCUGCACCCUGAGUCCGGCAAGGGACUGAAUAGCAUGAGGACCCCCCUCAUGGACCCUGAGUGUGCCGCACAUUCACCCAGCCCUACGCGCACAUGCAGAGCAAAGCCCCCAUGAGGAUUGCCAUUCACGUGCAUACUGAUCCCUUUUUCACCCAGCUGUGCACACACUGAUCCCUGUCUCAUCCAGUGGUGAUUCCACGUGCCACAACCCUUCACGUGCACACGCCCACGCACACACUGAUCCCUGUCUCACCCAGCCAUGCCUCCACGUGCACACGCCCACGCACACACUGAUUCCUGCCUCACCCAGCCAUGCUGCCAUAUGCAAUGGUCCCUUCACGUGCUCACGCCCACACUGAUCCCUGUCACACCCAGCGGUGACUCCACGUGCAACGACCCCUUCAUGUGCACACACCCACGCACACACUGAUUCCCGUCUCACCCAGCCGUGCCUUCACGUGCACACGCCCACGCUCACACUGAUCCCUGUCUCAUCCAGCCAUUCCUCCAUGUGCCACAACCCCUUCAUGUGCCCACGCACACACUGAUCCCUGUCUCACCCAGCUGUGCCUCCAUGUGCCACAGCCCUUCACGUGCACACGCCCACGCACACACUGAUCCCUGCCUCACCCAGCCAUGCUGCCAUAUGCAAUGGUCCCUUCACGUGCUAACGUCCACACUGAUCCCUGUCUCACCCAGCCGUUCCUCAACCCCUUCACAUGCCCAUGCACACACUGAUCCCUGUCUCACCCAGCCGUGCCUCCAUGUGCAACGACCCCUUCACAUGCACACACCCACGCACACACUGAUCCCUGUCACCCAGCCGUGACUCCACGUGCAACGACCCCUUCAUGUGCACAUGCCCACGCACACACUGAUCCCUGUCUCACCCAGCCGUGCCUCCACCUGCCACAACCUUUCAUGUGCAAACAUCCAUGUGCACACUGAUCCCUGCCUCACCUAGCCAUGCUGCCAUGUGCAAUGACCCCUUCACAUGCACACGCCCAUGCACACACUGAUCCCUGCCUCACCCAGCUGUCUGCCCAUGUAAUGACCUCUCCAUACAACCACACUGAUCCCUGUCUCACCCUGCCGUGCCUCCAUGUGUAACAACCCCUUCACAUGCACACGCCCACACACACACUGAUCCUUGUCUCACCUAGCCAUGCCUCCACGUGCAACAACCCAUUCACAUGCCCACGCCUACGCACACACUGAUCCCUGUCUCACCCACACUUGACUCUAUGUGCAGUGGUCCCUUCACAUGCCCACGCCCACACUGAUCCCUGUCACCCAGCCGUGCCUCCACGUGCUAUGACCCCUUCACAUGCACACACCCACGCACCCACUGAUCGCUGUCUCACCCAGCGAUGCCUGCCCGUGUAAUGACCUCUCCAUACAACCACACUGAUCCCUGUCUCACCCAGCUGUACCUGUACGUGUAACGACUCAUCCACACGCACAUGCACACCGACUGCAUGGAGUAGUGUGCUGAGAUCUCGGUGUCACUCAGCCAUGUCUGCCCAUGAAAUGAUCCCGCCACGUGCACACGCACGCACAUGGGCCCCUUUUGCAUCCACAGGCCAGUCUGCACAUGUCCAUUCGUGCUCCUGGGUCGACCCGCACCCACACACACCUGUGUGUGUGCCUGUUCCACUCCCCUCCUGGAGAAGCUGCAGCCACCAGGGUUACUGCAAGGCAGCCACAAGGACACUGGGGUGGCCCAGCCCCAUCAGCCAGGGGCAGGAGCAUCCUGGGAAGUCUUUGUGUGGCAGACUGGAGCAUCAUAGGACAUUCCCUGCUGGGGAGAUUGGAGAACUGUGGGAAAUUCAGUGGCUGGUGGACUGGAGCAUUGUGAGACACUGUGCUGGAAGCGACUGGAGGAUCAUGGGAAAUUUUGUGCUUGGUGGACUCGAGCAUCCUGAGACAUUCCCUCCUGGGGAUACUGGAGCAUCAUUGGACAUUCUGUGCUGGGGGACUAGAGCAUUGUGGGAAAUUCUCUGCCUGACAGACUGGAGCAUCAUGGGGAUUCAGCUCUUUGGGUUGGAGCUUUAUACAAGUACUAAGGAGUAUAUAAUAUACAAUAUAUUUACUGAGGGAGCUGGGCCGGCAGGAGUGGGGGCUGCGGCUGCCAGGGAAGCAGGAGCCUGUGGGGCCAGGCCUAGGAGUGAGAGGUGGACUGGAAGGCUGCUGCCUCAUGCCCUCAGGACCUGGCACUGAGGCCUCCCCAUGACUGUGGAGACUGCUGGGGUGCCUGCAUUUGGAGCCAGGAAGCCGUUCACCGUACAGACUCCCGGCCAUUUAUAUCCUGCAUAUUAAUAAAGCCGUGCCGGCA